UAUACGUCACUGUUGACCUCUUUCUGUGAGCUAUCGACAAGAUAGGUUCGUGUGCAAAAUAUUCAUGUUCCGGGUCAGAGUCCGCCGCCUUGUAUUUGUGUUAAUUGUAUUCAGUAAAUACAGGAGCUGCCUGCAUCCUGGAUAUCUGAAAGAGACAUCAUGGCACCAAAAAAUGAGGUCGGUGCACCCCAACUAUCCAGAAAGGCACAUACUGCUGACUCUGGAAACAUCUGUGUAGGAAGUGUAGACAGAGUAACAGAAAAUCCAGGUGUAAUACGGCAAUCAUUGACCACAACUGAUCACAAUGUACACAGCUAUGAAACACCUCUUCAAAGCAUGGAACAGUAUUCUGAUAUUGAUCACAUGACCACCAAAGAAUGUGGAAAGAGAUUUGUCGUUAGUUUCGUGAAUACUUUGUCACACCAUGGUUCUGCUUUGAGUAGUUUGGAACAGGAUUUAACAAGUACAACAGUUGAACAAAGAUCACAUGGCGAGGCACAACCUUAUCUUGAAACUCUUAAAGAAAAGGUUCACAAGCAAAGGAAAGGAGAACAGAAGUUUAAAAAUUCUUUUUCUCUUGCUGUAAGUUCGCAAACAUUGCGUAAAUUACGAUCAUGUGAAAGAAAAGAUCAACAUGAUUUAAGUAAUAUUUCGAUGGGAAAACAGUCUAAAGUUUCCAGUAACUAUUGUAUUGCUCAUAAUCGUGAUCUGAAAUCAAGCAUGAAACCAUCUGUUCAUGCAACCAAACAAAACAAAAUUCUCGAAACUACCGACAUAACAUACUCGAAAGAGACAUUUAAUAUAGACUCAGACAAACACAGAGGUGAUGAAGAGGAACAGGUAGAACAACCUCAGCGUACUAAAGAGAAAAAGAAAAAACUCUUUGAUGCAGUUCACAGGGCUGUGCAUGAUGUUCCUUAUGAUACUGAUGAGGUGGACAGAUCCUCGGCUGAUAAAAAAUAUAAAGAAAUUAUUGAUGAUUUGAAGUAUGCAGUAUUUCAUGGUAUGUUAGAAAGAUCCCAUGUUACGUCCCCUUUUGUUUCUCUUCAUGAUUAUUUCGCUAAAAAAGCUAAAAAUGAAGCACUAACAAAUGAGGAGCAAAUGAGGUGUGAAGGUUUGCGUUUGAAGUCUUUUGACCAAGUGGACAUGAGUGUCUCAUAUCUUCGACUGGCAGCAGCAGGGUUCUAUGCUACAGGUAAUGGUGAUGAGACUCGAUGUUUCAGUUGUGGUGUAACCAACAGUAAUUGGCAAACAAAGGAUAACCCGCACAUCCUGCAUGCAAUGAUUUCUCCAAACUGCAUCCAUGUAACUGGCACUGAUGAAAGGAAUGUGCCUAUUCAGGUGCCAGCAGUAAGUGAUACAGGUCAUGAACCACAAUUCAGAAACGGGAGCAAUCCCGAGACAAGAGAGUCAGAGAGUGUCUCUAAUGGCAGUGUCCCUUCGGAACUAUUAGGAGCAGUAGGUACAUCAAGGAACCAUACACCAGUAACGACUACUAAUAGUUCCAGUCCACAAUCUUAUACAACUCAACAAACGACAAGCACUUGCAAUGUCAUUGUACCAACAUCAAUACUUACAUCAAGGUUUGACAGUGCUGUUCAUCCUCACUAUAGCAACAAAACUGUCCGUCUCAAAUCCUUCCAACAGUGGCCUGAUGGGCACAGUCAGCAACCCGAAGACCUUGUAGACGCAGGGUUUUUCUAUGCUGGCUACUCUGACUGUGUGCGGUGUUUUGUCUGCGGUGUUGGUCUGAGGACCUGGGAGGAGGGGGAUGACCCCUGGGUGGAGCACGUGCGCUGGAGGUCAUCUUGUGCCUAUGUAGAAGCCGCAAGAGGGAUGACUUUCAUCAUUAAGACACUGGCAGCAAUUGGAAGGUCCAUGAAGGCCGACCCACAGUCUCGUCAACAUCAACAACAGUCUUUGAAUGACUUGAAAGCACAGAACAGUUCUGAAGAUGAUAUUAUGAGGACCGACCCAUGCCAACGAGCUUUAGAGAUGGGUUUCAGCCCAGAACAGAUUAGAUCUGUAGCUCAAACAACUAUGAGAAGUAGAGGAACAUUGGCUUUGGAAUUAGAUGUUCUCCUGGACAAUAUUCUAGUAAUUGAUGGAGACGGUUCAGAACUGACACCAUCUGCUCAAGGGAAAGGGGAGGUGACCAUCCCUCAGGUGCAGACACGGAAUGAAAGAGUGGAGGGUGCAGAGGGCAACAUGCAUUGUCAAGUACCGCUUAAAGACAUAUCAAGCAUACCACCUCUACCAUUGGGGACAAGACAUGCUGAUGGAAAUCAAGACAGUGGAUAUAUGUCAUCUGAAGUGAACCCAGAUGCCGUGGCACCACAUAGUAUUGUAACUAUCUCAGAGACAGCAGACAGGGUGAAUAUGGGUGACAAUAAUCAUCAAUGUGAAGUACUGUCAGGAAACAUUGCUGCCAAGGAGUCGACAUUGUUAGACAAUGAAAGAAGAAAGAAUGGAAGGGAUCAUGACUCAAAUUUUUCUGUGAAUGGUUUCCUAAGUUUGCCAGUCCCCAGUCAAAGAAUAAAGGCAGAGAGGAAAAGACACGAUAAAACCAAGAACCAGUUAAAGGCUACAAAAGAAGAGACACAGCAGCUGAGAGAGUCAAGUGCAUGUACAUGUAAGAUCUGUCUGGAGGACCCUGCCAACAUCGUCUUCCUCCCAUGUGGGCAUAUGGUGGCCUGUGGCGUGUGCUCGCCGGCUCUGGAACGUUGCCCAGUCUGCAGAAAACACAUUCGGGGAACCGUUCGUGUCCAUCUGGCAGAUAUGGCUUCUCGAGAGAAACAUAUCAGCAAUAUUUAAAUAUUAACCUCUGUGUUAUCUAACGGUGGAUUACAAUGAAAAGCAAACGAUUUCUGAUCUUGAUUGACGUCUUCAUUCCGCGUGGGUAGCUGGCGGCCUGUGCCGUGUGUGCACUAGCUCCAAAACCAGUCUGCAGGGAACACGUCUUGAGAACUAUCUGUGUCCAUCUGGCAUACAUGGCUUCUUGGCAGGAAUGUAUUAAGAUUUGGAGAAAAAAAUAUCCUCAAUUUUAUUCUGGCUGCCAUACACAUUGUGAGUUUCAAAGAAAUAACAAUGUUUGCACAUUCCUUUGUGACAUAUCACAUGCCUGCAUACAACAAGAAAAAACUGCGUGUCCCGUGCUACAACCCAUGUCAUAUUGUUUGUAAGAUAGGUUUGCAUAUGUUUUGCUCAUUUGUAUUGAUACAACGCUCCUUCCACCACAGUGACAUAUUACUACCCCCUUUGCGUGCCUCCUUAGUUUUGAAAAUCCAUUCAUCCUAACUGUUAUGUGGCAGGACACAUUGCAACUCUAUUUCUGAUGAUAGUAAAUGGUAAAUUGAGCGUGGCUCUCAUCACCUACCUGUACCGGAAGUGUUAGUUGGGGCGACCCCAUUAAUCGGUUUUGUUGACACUUUGACAAACGCUAUCAAUCUGGACGCUUCCCAUGGUUACUGUUUCUAUAACUUCAAGGCUGACUAUUCCUUUACCUGUACCGAAAGUGCGAGACGAGGGUGACUGAAGGCAUUCCGAAUACUACAACCUGAGUUAGGUCUAUCUACAUGCCCACUGUGGACGGGAUUACCUUCGCCUGCCAGUGUCCAACACUGAUUCCCAGAUUCAAGAUAUUCAAAUAGACAAAUACUGGAUUUGGAGUGAGUGAAUUGGGACCUUAGAUAUAAUGGUAUUGCUGAUGCACAUUGUAUCACAUGUUUCACUCAUUGUAUUGCCUUUAUGUUUGUAAACCUUAACCUGUGUAUUGCGAUAUAUAGAGGAUUCAUCACGAGUGUUUUUUAAUAUGGGAAAUAUCAACCGAGUCUUAGUUAAUCGGUAUUUGCCGAGCCUUUGGCGAGGCAAAUACCGAUUAA
This is a messenger RNA of Haliotis rufescens (red abalone), 3881 nucleotides long. Its product is annotated as baculoviral IAP repeat-containing protein 3-like. Gene Ontology annotation, cellular component: nucleus; cytoplasm. Gene Ontology annotation, molecular function: ubiquitin protein ligase activity; cysteine-type endopeptidase inhibitor activity involved in apoptotic process. The transcript is spliced from 7 exons. The record is from RefSeq and is a predicted model, not a curated record. Gene Ontology annotation, biological process: positive regulation of protein ubiquitination; regulation of cell cycle; negative regulation of apoptotic process. Bases 160 to 2814 code for a protein of 884 amino acids. Lineage: Eukaryota; Metazoa; Mollusca; Gastropoda; Lepetellida; Haliotidae.